Messenger RNA from Penicilliopsis zonata CBS 506.65, 958 nucleotides. RefSeq lists its product as hypothetical. Gene Ontology annotation, biological process: regulation of vacuole fusion, non-autophagic. Gene Ontology annotation, molecular function: GTP binding; GTPase activity. The transcript has 6 exons. The record is from RefSeq and is a predicted model, not a curated record. NCBI's taxonomy places the organism in Eukaryota, Fungi, Ascomycota, Eurotiomycetes, Eurotiales, Aspergillaceae. The coding region runs from base 31 to 648 and encodes 205 amino acids. Gene Ontology annotation, cellular component: vacuole; late endosome; fungal-type vacuole membrane.
UUAAGCAGCUUUCCCCUCUCGCCUCCCGCAAUGGCGUCACGAAAGAAGGUCUUGUUGAAGGUCAUUAUUCUGGGCGAUAGCGGUGUAGGCAAGACAAGUUUGAUGAACCAAUAUGUCAACAAGAAAUUCAGCGCAAGCUACAAGGCGACGAUCGGUGCCGAUUUCCUCACAAAAGAAGUACUGGUGGACGACCGGCUAGUGACGAUGCAGAUCUGGGAUACCGCAGGCCAGGAGCGCUUCCAGUCUCUCGGCGUCGCUUUCUAUCGAGGCGCCGAUUGCUGUGUGCUUGUCUACGACGUCAACAACUCCAAGAGCUUCGAUGCCCUUGACAGCUGGCGGGACGAAUUUCUUAUUCAAGCAAGCCCCAGGGAUCCGGAGAGCUUCCCUUUCGUGGUGAUUGGAAAUAAGAUUGAUGUCGAAGAGAGCAAGCGCAUGAUCUCGUCGAAACGUGCCAUGACUUUCUGCCAAUCCAAGGGAAACAUUCCCUACUUUGAAACCAGUGCCAAGGAAGCCGUGAACGUGGAACAGGCAUUUGAAGUCAUCGCUCGAAGCGCCCUGGCCCAAGAAGAGGCAGAAGAAUUCAGUGGGGAGUUCAGCGAUCCGAUUAACAUCCAUCUGGAUAGCGAGCGAGACGGUUGUGCCUGUUGAUACCCCGCUAGAUGGGAGUUGUUGGAGGUGAUCCGUCACCUCAGUGGGUUGCCCUGGUCGCUGACUUUCACCGGUCGUUCAUCAAGUAUCCUGGGAUACAGCGCUCUGGCAUCCUUUCUGUUCUUUUUCUACAAUCUUCGCUGUGUUGUUUUUCCGGUUUAUAUGUUAUACCUUUUCUGAUCGCGCGUGAAUUAUCUGCCCUGUAUCUCUGUUCUUUCUAGUCUGUUCAUGUCCAAGUCGGAUACUUCUUUUGGAGUUUGGAAUGACGUUUUCUUUUUCUUGCCAGGCUGAGCUUUGUCUUCAUAAGAGC